This is a messenger RNA of Portunus trituberculatus (swimming crab), 4521 nucleotides long. Its product is annotated as collagen alpha-1(III) chain-like. Bases 753 to 3224 code for a protein of 823 amino acids. The record is from RefSeq and is a predicted model, not a curated record. Gene Ontology annotation, molecular function: protein binding. The transcript has 14 exons. NCBI's taxonomy places the organism in Eukaryota, Metazoa, Arthropoda, Malacostraca, Decapoda, Portunidae.
CUCCUCCUCCUCUUCUCUCCUCCUCCUCCUUCUCGUGUAGUACUUCCUUGCGUCUGUCUGGUCCGCCUCUCGCCUCACUAGCCACUGGCCUCACAACACUAGCCCUACUCAGUCGCGUGGUGGCCCUAGCUAGUGUGUGUGCGCGGCCGCGGCUCCUCAACCUCCACCCCGGGGCAGACUCGACCCUUCCCUCCCACUCCUCAGAAGGGAACAACGAUGCACAGACUAACAAUCCUUGAGACACGCCAUUCUGUAUUGACUCCACUGAAACUAUGAACCUGUAGACAAGCACUGGUGGUGGUGGUGGUGGUGGUGGUGUGGUGAUGCAGUGGUGGUGGCGGUGCAGGACAGGAACGCAAUUAGAUGAGAACCGAGUACAAGAAGAGAGAGAGGGAAACGAGGUAGAAGUAAAACAAGUGAACGUCGAGGAAAGAUGAAGUAGAGAAGAAAUUUGUGAAUGCAAGUAAAAAGGAAACUGCAACAAGUGAAGGAUUGAAUGAAUAUAGGAAAAGGAAAAGGAAAAAAAAAAAAAGAACACUUAAUUCACUUACGCUUGUAGAAAAAUAGAAAAAGGAAGAAAAGAAAAGAAAAAACUCUUCGACCACUUAAAAAAAAUUGAACAAAAAAGAAAGAAAAGAGAGAAAACAAAUAAAUCUAGACUCGUAGAAGAAAUAAAGAGCUGAAAUAAACAAAAACAAAAAGAAAAAAGAACUUAUUACAUUUAGACUCGUGGAAAGCAAAAGGUAACCACAAUGGAGCAAUGGUCAAGGCUGGUGGUGGUGGUGGCAGUGGUGGUGAUGGUGGUGGUGGUGCCCUCCUGCGCUCAGGCAAACAGGAAUGGGUACAGACGGCGUCACAAUUAUCAUCGCUAUAACGGACAGGGCGUUGUGAUGACCAGAGGGAACUUCUGCCCCUACACGGUGAGCAAGAUGGUGUCCUGCAAGGUGCUCAACGGGACGGAGACAUACACGGGGAGGGUCGCUGUCGGCCAGAGGAGCAGAUUAAUGACGCUGACUCGGCCCCACUACUCCAUCACGUUCAAGGAAGUGCAGGAGACGGAGUACGGCUGCUGUCCAGGCUUCCACGGCGACAACUGUGAUAACAGAUGCUUCAACUGCACGCAAAUCCAACACCUCGAGUCUCGGGUCCGCACACUGGAGGCCAAAUUACUGCGGUCACCAUCUGCGUCACUCCCGCCCCUGAAGGACACAGUGAUCCAGAUGGGCCUUCCAGACACUUCCCACGUCCAGGACCACCCCCUCAAUGGUAAGCGUGGGCGGGGACGCGGACGAGGCAGCAACAGAGGACGCAACAAGAAUUCCAACAGACAUCGAGGGCGUGGAAGUGACAGGCGAGUGAGUGGGAGGCGCGGCGGGAAUGAAGUUCUUCCUGAGGCAACCUAUGAGGCUGUGAGCUCCAGUCCAGACCAGUGUUCCUGCCCUCCCGGACCUCAAGGCAUCCCUGGCCGCGAUGGCAUCCCUGGUCAGGAUGGAAGCCCAGGACCCCAGGGACCCCCCGGACCAGCAGGGCCAGCAGGGCCACCAGGACUACCUGGUUUGGUAACAAGUAAUUCAGGUGAUGGGCGGCAGGAUGGUCAACCAAACUACAUCCCUGGCUCACCUGGCCAGCCUGGCAGCCCUGGUGUGCCUGGCGCCCGUGGUGAGCCUGGCGUGGCAGGCAGGCCAGGGCCAGUGGGACUGCCAGGCCGCCCAGGUGAGCCAGGUCCCCCUGGACCUCAAGGACCAACAGGCCCACAAGGACUGCCUGGAGUGGGCGUGCCAGGACCCAAGGGUGACCGUGGCCUGGAUGGACUGCCUGGAGGAAAGGGUUCAAAUGGACCGCCGGGUCCUGUGGGGCUGCCAGGAGCACCGGGACCCAAGGGUGACCCUGGGCUUAAUGGCAUUGCUGGCAACCAGGGCCUGCCUGGACCCAAGGGGGAGAUUGGCCCUCUGGGACCAUCAGGACCAGCUGGUAGACCUGGGCAGCGAGGAGAUAUUGGCCCUGUAGGACCUCCAGGUGUCCCAGGUCCCCCUGGUCCCCCUGGACCACCCGGACCAUCAUCACACCAGGGACCUGGGGGAUUUGGUCUGGGCAACUACUAUGGGGACUACCCUGAUGUGGCAUUUGAGGGCAGCGGUGACAACCUUCAUAUCGAUGACGAUGAAUAUCCACUUGAAAGGCCUGGUCUUCCAUUGCCUCGUGGUUUCCCGGGGCCACCGGGACCCAAGGGUGAUAAAGGAGAACCAGGGAGUCCAGGCAUCAGAGGAGACAGAGGGUCUGCUGGCAUCCAACAAGGCCCUCGAGAUGGUGAGCAGGAGGCCUCCAUCACAGAAUUGUACCUGACGGUUAAAAGUCUCAGAGAAAAGAUGAACUUGAUGGAUGCUCGAGUCCGCAUUCUGGAGAGGGAAGUUGCAAGGAUCACUGGUCAAGCUGGUGGGGAGACGCUGCUGCCUGGCCACCCUGAUUUGCCGUACAACCCCAGCAGAGAAGUGCCUGAUGCUUCACCUGACUACAAUACCCAGACUGAUGACCUCCUGAGACGGGUCGACCGAUUGAAUGGACUGGUUAAUUCUGCCACUCCAACGAGAGGAGGAGGACGCCCAGGCUCUCUGGAGCCACCCCGAGAGAUUUACCCCGUGGGACUUGAUGGGGAAGGACUAGAAGAUAACAACAGCACCUUUUCACCACCAACACCAGAAGAUGAACUACCAGCACCAGACACGUCCAGAGUGGAGGAGGAGACAACCACUCUUGACUCUGCGUAUGAGGAUGGGGCGUCAGGGGUUGAGUACGAUUACUCAGAGUAUGAACCCUAUGAAUAUGGUGACUAUUUAGAAUACACUUACUAUGAUUAUGGCGAGAACACACGCACAAAGAGACAACACACGGCUGCGAAUGACGUGAAGGGAACGCAUGAGUCAGCCAGAACAUCAGGGGAUUCUGAACACAUAAAGAGUGGCAGGAGACAAAAGCAGAGAAUAUCAACAAAGAAAAGAAAAAAUACACAAAAAGUAAUAUCAGAGACAGAUUCACACAAGAGGGAGACCAUACCACUCAGCACAGGACAGCAGCAGGGAGACCAAGAAGCUGGCAGGGGAGGAAGGACAUACAGCAAUAGGAGGAUAGAGAACCUUCACCCUCUUAAAGCCUUUGGUCUCCGAUACAGACGUGGCCUGGAUUACCUCCUGGGGAAGUCUAGCAAAGAGGAUGUCACUUGGAUAUAGUUAUUGCAGUUAUAGCUCUAUUUUUAUAUACAUUUUCUCUCUGGUUGUAAAAUGUCUGAGAGUGACUGACAGGAUGCAUCAGUAAUGAAUGAUGUGAUAAAUAUUACGAUGCCUCCUACUGUGUUGUCUUGAACUUUCACGUAGCCUUUUGCUUUCAAAUGAUGCCUGAUUUUGUGCAUUCUAUUCUUAAACCUUACCCAGUUCAUACACGGACUUUAUAAAUGAGCAUCUAGGGACCAACAGAGAGACAGCCACACAAGCAGCUAUGCAGGAUACAAAUCUUGAGUGUCUUCAAUGAUUUUGUUGCCUUCAGAUACACAGCUUAAGAAAAUGUGCAAGUAUAUUCAUAGUAGGUUCUUUUUAUAGACUUGACUUUGCUUUGUUGUUACUCUGAAGCAAAAUAAUGAUUGUCAUAGAUUUUGUCAUAACUUGAGUAGCUACUUUGUUUAAAUGUUUUCCAUUAUUAUCAUUCUAAAAUCACUCACUUCCACUGUUUUGUUAAUGCAGUGUCCCCUCAGGAGCACCACUGCAACACUGAGACAAUAUCUGAAGGGCAGUCAUGAGGGAAAGGACCCACAUCAAACACAGGCAGGACAUUUACAAUAGCAGGAAUCUGACAUGCCAUCAGUCACCAAUGAGGCUAAGAUGAUCUGUGCUUAGAGGGGUCAAGAUUGCCUCACACUGACCUGCCACUGUGCUAACCUUGCCACAUGAACCUGCCAGGAGUUUGUCCACAUAAAAUAAUGCACAUUAAACUGGUAACUGGGAAAUAUUAGUUUGUCUGUAGAUAAAACACAGCAAACUGGGAACAUGAAAGUGGCAAAGAAAGGAACCAGUCACUAUUGUACAGCCAUGGCCGAGGGUGUGUGGUGCUGCCUGAGCCAAGACACAACACAUAUUGCUUCAUUCAAAACAGACACACAAAUGGCUCCAACAAGUCUCAGCAUUGCACAAUUCCAAAGGACCCUCAGCUGCUCUCCUGGACUUCAGGCACCAUGUGACUUCACUAAUCAGGCAGUCAUCCUACAUUUCUUGUUUAUUUACAUUUUAGGGAGGAAUUGUCUAGGCUAAAACUUCUACACUCUUUAGGGGAAUGCCGUUUAACUUAAUUAGAUUAUAAGCUGUAAUUGCAAGUAACAUUCAUUCAUUCCUACUUUUCUCAACUGUUUGUUAUUCCAUUUUCAAUUGUAUUUUUAGGAUAUGUUUUCUAUUCCUGAUGCCUUAUGAGCUCUAGAGAAAAAAGUCUCAAAAAUUAUGCUGUCAAGUCUGCCACUAAUAAAAUAAUUAGUUGUAAAAA